UUGGUGGUCCAGGGAUUCCAAGCAUGAGAUCCCUCAGUCUGUUGCUACUCAGCGCCAGCUGCGCGCUAAUCCUUAGCAUAGCUUACGCACAUCCGCCAGAGGGUGUGUGGAAGAAGAAAUUAACCUGGAAAGAGGAUUGGGUGCCAGUCUUCAAAACGGUUAAAAAAGAGGCAUGGGAAACGAAGUGGAAGAAGGUGUCGGUGCCCAUCUGGAAGGAAGUGCAAGUGCCCAUCUGGAAAGAGGAAAAAGUGCCCGACUGGAAAAUUAUAAAGAAGCCAAAAAUUGAGGAACGCGAAGUACCCGCCUGGAAAGAUGUUAAAGUUGCUGAGUGGAAAAAAAUAACGAAGCCCAUUUGGGUGCCCGUUAAAGUGGAAGUGUGGAAAGAAGUUAAGGUGCCAGUUUGGAAGGAAAUCCAAGUGCCUUUCUGGAAGGAAAUUCAAGUACCAGAUUGGAAAGAAGUGCAAGUCGCUGACUGGAAACAAAUGUUCGAGCCACAAUGGGUGAAAAUGGGCAUUCCUGGUGAAAAGUUCUUGGGCAAAGAUCAUGAGGGCUGGGAGUAUACAAGUCACGAUCUCUGGCGCAAGAAGCUGGUCUGGAAGCCUGUAUGGAAAAAGAUCUGGCGCACCGAAAAGAAACAGAUCUGGCGCACAGAGAAGAAACAGGAAUGGCGCACCGAAAAGGUGCAAGAAUGGCGCACAGACAAGGUCAAGGACUACAAGCUGGACAAGAAACUGGAAUGGAAAGAUGAAUGGAUACAGGUGUGGAAGAAUUCGAAGAAACAAAUCUGGAUCAAGGAGAAACGCGAAACAUGGAUAGAGGAGAAGAUUCAAAUCUGGCGCACCGAAAAGAAACAGGUCUGGGCCACAGAGAAGAAGCAGGCCUGGAAGGAUGAAUGGCAAUCGGUGCAGGUGCCCGUAUGGAAAGAGAUUAAGGUCAAGGAAUGGCAAAAGGUGUGGAAGCCCGUGUGGGAAAAGGUAUGGGUGCCCAUCAGUCACGGCCACCAUGGCUGGGAUUAAGCUGAACAAUAUUGGGGCUAGCCACAAAUUCGCAAAACGCUGCGACAGCACUGAUAAAUGAUAAACAAAAACAAAUAACAAACUGCCCCAGCAGCAGCAGCUUGGCCAACACGCUACUCGAAAUGUUUGCAACAAAUUGUUAAGUUUUAAACUCAUUCCAUUUUUCCAUAUUUUUCCGACUCU
Drosophila busckii is the source of this 1199-nucleotide messenger RNA. Its product is annotated as golgin subfamily A member 6-like protein 2. The record is from RefSeq and is a predicted model, not a curated record. The transcript has 4 exons. Lineage: Eukaryota; Metazoa; Arthropoda; Insecta; Diptera; Drosophilidae. The coding region runs from base 24 to 1016 and encodes 330 amino acids.